CUUUUGUUGUGUGUUUACCCAUAGGUACUUUUGAAGUUUGAGGAUCAGUUGUUUGUAUUUGCCGGCAAAUCACAGCGUUAUUCAAAUAUUCCGGCGAGAGUUUUUUCUUCGUCUUUUUCCUCCGUUUUUCUGUCAUAUCAUUAUGGGAGCGUAUAAAUUUAUGCAGGAGCUUUAUCGUCACAAGCAGUCUGAUGUUAUGCGCUUUAUUCGGCGCAUGAGAUGCUGGGAAUACCGCCAAACGAAUGCGAUAGUUCGCACGACUCGACCCUCCCGUCCGGAUCGAGCACGGCGCUUGGGCUACAAGGCUAAGCAGGGCUUCGUCAUUUACCGCAUUAGGAUCAGACGGGGAGGACGUAAAAGGCAGGUUCCUAAAGGCGCCACUAAUGGGAAGCCCACUAACGAAGGAGUGAAUCAACUGAAAAAUCAGCGUUCCAUUCAAGCUGUUGCCGAGGAACGUGUUGGUCGCAAAUGCGGUGCUCUUCGAGUGCUUAACUCCUACUGGGUCGGUGAAGAUAGCACCUUUAAAUACUUUGAAGUGAUAUGUGUUGAUCCCUUUCACAAGGCCAUCAGACGGGACCCCAGCAUUCGUUGGAUUUGUAAAGCACACCACAAGCACCGAGAGAUGCGUGGCCUUACUUCUGCUGGCAAGAAAUCUCGUGGGCUCGGCCAUGGGCAUAAAUUCCACAAGACCAUCGGCGGCUCACGGCGCGCCGCAUGGAGGCGUGUGAAUCAAGUCUCGAUGCGACGCAAGCGUUAAUUGUACGAUAAUCUAAUGAGAUAUACAUUUCUUUGGCUU
Molecule: messenger RNA, 796 nt
Organism: Dicrocoelium dendriticum
Lineage: Eukaryota; Metazoa; Platyhelminthes; Trematoda; Plagiorchiida; Dicrocoeliidae
Source: the annotation of a GenBank genome assembly